Messenger RNA from Aethalodelphis obliquidens (Pacific white-sided dolphin), 1893 nucleotides. It is a transcript of the gene ZNF674, whose product is annotated as zinc finger protein 674. NCBI's taxonomy places the organism in Eukaryota, Metazoa, Chordata, Mammalia, Artiodactyla, Delphinidae. Gene Ontology annotation, molecular function: RNA polymerase II cis-regulatory region sequence-specific DNA binding; DNA-binding transcription repressor activity, RNA polymerase II-specific. The record is from RefSeq and is a predicted model, not a curated record. The transcript has a single exon. The annotation marks the transcript as partial. Gene Ontology annotation, biological process: negative regulation of transcription by RNA polymerase II; regulation of immune system process; regulation of cytokine production. Gene Ontology annotation, cellular component: nucleoplasm.
UUCAUUGCAUUUUUUUCCCUAGAAUUCUGGCAAGUUGGUGACCCAAUAGAUAAUCAUAAGGAAAGCCAAGACAAACCUCUGUGGCAAGCUGCAUCCGUUGAUAAGGAAACACUGAAGGAUGGAAGUGGCCCAAAAUUCAGAACAUACAGAAAAAUCAUUUAUCCAAGCACAAACUUUGUUUCUAUAAGACAAAGACUCCCUAAAUAUGAUUCAUGGGGAAAGUGUUCAAAACAUAAUUUAAAUUUUCUUAGUCAAAGUAGAAGCUAUGUAAGAAGGAAAGAUGAUGAAUGUAAGGCAUAUUGGAAAUUAUGCUUCCAUUCUAAUCUUGAUAAAGCUCAACCUGGAGAGAAAUUCUUUGAGCUUAAUGAACAUGGAAAAGCCUUCCACCAUAAGCAAUCCCUUAAUAAAAGUCCAAGAAUUCAAACUGGGGAGAAAUUCUAUAAAUGUUCUGAAUGUGGAAAAGUAUUUAUCCAGAAAGCAAACCUUGUUGUACAUCAGAGAACUCACACCAGAGAGAAACCUUAUGAAUGCUGUGAAUGUGCAAAAACCUUCAGCCAAAAGUCAACCCUCAUUGCACACCAGAGAACUCAUACAGGGGAGAAGCCGUAUGAAUGCAGUGAAUGUGGGAAAACAUUUAUCCAGAAGUCAACUCUGAUUAAACAUCAGCGAACUCAUACAGGAGAGAAACCAUUUGUAUGUGGUGAAUGUGCAAAAGCUUUUAAGAGUUCAUAUCACCUUAUUAGACAUGAAAAAACACACAUUAGACAAGCAUUUUAUGAAGCUAUCAAAUGUGGUAAGUCCAGCCUUACACAUCAAAGGACUCAUACAGGUGAGAAACCUGAGUGCAAUAAACAUGGGAAAGCCUUUGAUGAGACGCCCACCCCCAUUAAACAUCAAGGAACUCAUACAAAAGAGAAACCUUAUGAGUGCAGUAAAUGUGGAAAAGGCUUCAGGGGAAAGUCACACCUUUCUGUUCAUCAGAGAGUUCAUACAGGAGAGAAACCCUAUGAAUGCAGCAUAUGUGGGAAGACUUUCAGUGGAAAAUCACACCUCUCUGUCCAUCAGAGAACUCAUACAGAAGAGAAACCUUAUGAAUGCAGAAGAUGUGGGAAAGCAUUUGGUGAGAAGUCAACCCUUAUUGUACAUCAGAGAACUCAUACAGGAGAAAAACCCUAUAAAUGCAACGAAUGUGGGAAAGCCUUCAGUGAAAAAUCACCACUGACUAAACAUCAGAGAAUUCAUACAGGAGAGAGACCCUAUGAAUGCAGUGACUGUAGGAAAGCAUUCAGUAGGAAAUCAACUCUCAUUAAACAUCAGAGAAUUCAUACAGGAGAAAAACCCUAUGAAUGUAGUGAAUGUGGCAAAGCCUUCAGUGUGAAAUCAACUCUCAUUGUACAUCACAGAACUCAUACAGGAGAGAAACCUUAUGAAUGCAGAGAAUGUGGCAAAGCCUUCAGUGGGAAGUCAACACUCAUUAAACAUCAGAAAAGUCAUACAGGAGAGAAAACCUAUUAAGAUGCUUUACUGUGAGAUAAUUUCACUAGUUACACCUCAUUAUAUUAUAUAUCAAUUCAUCCUGGGGAGUAACCUUAUAAAUAUCAAAAAAUGUCAAAAACUCUUCAUAUAUUAUUUAAUGUUCAUUUAACUUAAUAAAAGGCACAAAAGUAUAAUUCCAGAAGGAUAUAAUAAAUGUGAUCAAUUUUUCACACAGAAUUCUUACACAAGUGGAGAACUGUAUACCAGAGAAUUCAAAAGUGGCAAAACUGUGACUAUAUUGAUGUGGAAAAGACUUUAGAAAGAAUUUAAAUAUUCUUGCCUAUCAGAGUAUUUAUGCUGACCUAUCAGAUAUUUAUGCUGAGGAAAAACAAAGAAUUUAAUGAGUUUAGAAAACUG